Messenger RNA from Plasmodium cynomolgi strain B, 402 nucleotides. RefSeq lists its product as hypothetical. Bases 1 to 402 code for a protein of 133 amino acids. The record is from RefSeq and is a predicted model, not a curated record. NCBI's taxonomy places the organism in Eukaryota, Apicomplexa, Aconoidasida, Haemosporida, Plasmodiidae. The transcript has 3 exons.
AUGAUAAAUGUAAUAUCUAAAAAGAAAUAUUGUAAUUAUAUUGAAGAUGCUAAGAUUUUAUAUGCAUUAAAGAAAAUUACAUGUGAAGAACAAAAUGAUAAAUUCUGUAAUGAAAUUAAGAAAUACAUAAUUCCCAAUUUAGAAAUAGAUGACGAUUUCAUUUUUACGUGCAAUACUGAAGAAGAAUCUGAUACUCCACACUAUAAUGCAUUGGAUUUACAACAUAGUCAUGAACGAAUUUCAGAGAUUGUUAAUGUUUCUUUAGUUCCUGAUUCUUCAAAUGAUGGGAAGUCAACUGGAACUAUAAUUUCAGCUUCGUCUGUAAAGAGAAGAAAUAUUAAUAAAUAUGAAUAUUAUAGAGUGUUAUUUCUGAAUGAGUACUACUCAUAUUUUUUUAUAUAA